Molecule: messenger RNA, 2236 nt
Organism: Saccostrea echinata
Lineage: Eukaryota; Metazoa; Mollusca; Bivalvia; Ostreida; Ostreidae
Product: sulfhydryl oxidase 1-like
Exons: 10
Coding region: 86-2056 (656 amino acids)
Biological process (GO): protein folding
Cellular component (GO): Golgi membrane
Molecular function (GO): protein disulfide isomerase activity; flavin-dependent sulfhydryl oxidase activity
Source: RefSeq, a predicted model, not a curated record
UGAGAACUCAUAUUCUCAAUCUGGCGACGUGUUUCUCGUAAUGUGACCAUUAUCAGCUGUUGUGACGCAGUAUGAAGGCUGCAAUAUGUCAACUUCAAUGUUUUGUUUCUCCAUAUAUACACUUAUCUGUCUGAUUUCGCCAUCUUUAGCCUUGUUGUACAACUCCACAGAUGACGUGAUCGGUUUAGACAAUGCCACAUUCUACCAAACAAUAUUGGGCUCACAUUUUGCUUGGAAUGUUGAGUUCUACAACUCCUGGUGUGGACAUUGUAUUCACUUUGCGCCAACUUAUAAAAAGGUCGCCGCAGACACUAAAGGAUGGAAGGGAGCUAUUGGCGUAGCAGCCAUUGAUUGCUCAGAUGUUAAAAACCAGGCUAUUUGUACUCACUAUGAGGUGAAGGGCUUCCCAACUCUGAAGCUGAUACCUCCGGGGGCGGGUCAUGAGGACCUGGGUCUGGACUAUUACAGCAUUGACCAAUCAGAGAUUGAGAUAAUGAUGAUUGAUUACCUGACCAAUCUCACCAUAGUGAACAGAAAACCAAGAGGAUGUCCGUACCUGUUACCUCUUAGACAUAUAGAAAACAUCUGGCAGUCAGCAAGACAAGAACACAAGCUUGUAGCCCUCAUCUUUGAGGAGGAGGAAUCAUAUCUCGGGAGACAAGUUAUAUUGGACCUCAGCCUGAAUUCUAACAUUCUAGUUCUUAGAAUGGAUGCCCAGAGCACAAAAAAGUUUGGCAUCACAACAUUUCCAUCUCUGUAUUUAUUUGAGCCACAUGGUUUUAAGCAGAUUGCAAAAGGUUAUACUGACAGAGCAUCCUUUGUGAGUGCAUUGACAGCCCUUGUCUCCACAGAGAAACUAGGUGGUAGAAACCAACAACCACUGCCUUUGCCAGACUCUGAGCAUCUGCAACAGGAAGUUGAUGUUCUUCAACCCCAGAAUCAGAAAAAAAGUGUCCAAGACAUGGCUAUUAAAGAAAAAAGCCCUGAAAAGUAUGCUGUCCACAUGCAGGACUUGGAGUCUGCUUUGACCUAUUGUUUGAGGCAUGAGGUGGCCAUCCAUAAAGACAUUCAAGGGGAGGAUCUAAAAGCUCUCCAGCAUUUUGUUCGCAUUCUUGCUAAAUAUUUUCCUGGACGGGAGGAGGUGAGUAGUUUUCUGAGGAAGCUGUCCAGCUGGCUGGAUGGGGUACCAGACAUAACUAGCUAUCACUGGUCACACAUGAUUGAAUCCUUACAGACUGUUGAUUCUUUUCUGCCAGAGUCAGUCCUCUGGGUUUCCUGUCAAGGGAGUCAGACUUAUUUCCGUGGAUACCCAUGCGGCAUGUGGACUCUCUUUCACACACUGACGGUCAAUUCUUACCUGUACGGAAAAGACAGUGCUAAGUUCCUGUACAAGGAUGUUCUCAUAGCUAUAGGAGGUUAUAUGAAGCAUUUCUUUGGCUGUGUGUUCUGCAGCAGACAUUUCACAAAGAUGGCAGCAACCAUCGACACUGAGGUGACCUCACCUAAAGAGCUUGUCCUAUGGCUGUGGAGGUCACACAACAAGGUCAAUAAGAGGCUCCAUGGUGAUGCCUCGGAGGACCCUAAACACCCAAAAGUCCCUUUUCCCCCCAAAGCUGCCUGCUCAAAGUGUCACAAGUCCCAGGGCAACCAAGAUCCCGAGUUUGAUGAAGAGGCUGUGUUGAUUUAUUUGUUAGAAUUGUAUGGAUCUGAUCAUAUUAUUAGCAUUCCAAAUGAAGUGGAGGACAUUCCAGAUAUUAGUUCAGAUAAGAAAGAUAUGGAUUGGUGGCAGAAGAUGCAGAGAAGCAAGGAUCUGGAGAAACUCCGAGAGCUUCGUCAACAAAAACAGGAGGAAAAGAGGAAGAAGCUGUUGUCUAGACAACCAAGUCACCGUAAAGGUUCCUCAAGGGAGGUAAAUCUCCCAGCUGUCGGGACAGUCAGUACCACAGACAUGGGACUCUGUGCUGUUUAUUAUGUAUUGUGUGUGUCCAUCAUUAUUGCUUUAUAUUAUCAUUUUUUCUACAAGAGAAGAUGCAAGUCUAAAAAACACUUUAUAUGAUACCAUGUUAGGGAGGGUUUUAUACAAGUACAUAAAGUCACAUGCCCUAAAUAGUGAAAUCAGUAUGUAUCAAAUUCAGAUAUCAUAUUACUUAACAUGGAAAUGCAAUAAUUUUAUAAACAUUUUUGCAAUCAUAUUUUCAAGUUUAUUCUGUAAAUUUUAAAUACCAAGAAUUGUGCU